AGCAAACAAUCAACAAAUGAAAAAUUACAAAAACAGAAAACUAUUAUCAUUACGGUUAUACCCCCAAAGCUUCUUCGAACUCUCCAACUGUCAGCACACUCGAGCGCAGAACAGCACCUGCAUUCUAGCCCGAUCGCUUCGUUCUCGAACUCGAUCACUCGAUCGAUGGCUGCCCCAAACUCCGACGCCGGCGAGGUUUGCCGGAGCGAUUUCCCCGCCGGCUUCGUCUUCGGCGUCGCCACUUCAGCUUAUCAGGUUGAAGGAGCAACUAAUGAAGAUGGCAAAGGAGAUAAUAUAUGGGACGUUUUCACAAAAAUAAAUGGAUAUAUCAAAGAUGGAAGUAAUGCAGACAUUUCCGUUGAUCAAUACCAUCGUUACAAGGAAGAUGUAGAACUUAUAGCCAAGUUGGGGUUUGAAGCUUAUCGAUUUUCUAUUUCUUGGUCUCGUAUUUUCCCAGAUGGACUUGGCAAUAAAGUCAACGAGAAAGGAAUUGCCUACUACAAUCACCUCAUAGAUUAUUUAUUAAAGAAUGGUAUUCAGCCUUACGUUACAUUAUAUCACUGGGAUCUUCCAUACAACCUUCAUGUAUCUGAGGGGGGAUGGUUGUCGGAGAAAGUAGUUGAGUAUUUUGCAUUAUAUGCAGAAGUUUGUUUUGCGAGGUUUGGUGACAGAGUUAAGCAUUGGAUGACAAUUAAUGAACCUCUUCAAACAGCUGUUAAUGGCUAUUCUAUUGGUAUAUUUGCUCCUGGAAGGCGUGAUAGUCCGUACAAAGAGCCAUAUUUAGCGGCUCAUUACCAGAUAUUGGCCCAUGCAGCUGCCGUUGAUGUCUAUAGGAAGAAGUUUAAGGCUACGCAAGGUGGUGAAAUUGGCUUGGUAGUUGACUGUGAGUGGGCAGAGGCUUUCUCUGAUAAAGAGCAGGAUAAGGUUUCUGUAGAAAGGAGGCUGGAUUUUCAGCUUGGGUGGUUUCUGGAUCCGAUUUUUUAUGGAGACUACCCUGCAGUUAUGCGGGAAAGGCUCGGAGAUCACCUUCCACAGUUUACUCAAAAAGACAAAGAAUUGCUGCAAAAUGCAAUUGAUUUUAUAGGACUCAAUCAUUACACAACAAAACUAAUUGCUCAUUCAUCUGAUAAUUCAGAGAGUCCUUUUUACGAAGCCCAGGAAAUGGAGAGGAUAGUUAAAUGGCAAGGUGGGGAGCUAAUUGGUGAAAGAGCUGCAUCAGAGUGGCUUUAUAUUGUUCCUUGGGGCUUAAGGAAAGUCCUUAACUACAUCGCGCGGAAAUAUAAAAAUUUCCCAAUCUAUGUAACUGAGAAUGGCAUGGACGAUGAAGAAAACGAAUCAGCAACGCUCAACGAUUUUCUCAAUGAUGAGAAGAGAGUUAGAUAUUUCAAGGGCUACCUUGGUGCGGUAGCUCAAGCAAUCAGGGAUGGUGUGGACGUCCGGGGAUAUUUUGCUUGGUCCUUAUUAGACAAUUUUGAGUGGGCCCAGGGCUACACCAAGCGUUUUGGGCUCGUAUAUGUGGACUACAAAAACGGGCUAAAGAGGUACCCCAAAUCAUCUGCUUUCUGGUUCUCCCAUUUCCUAAAAGACAAAUCGGACAAUGGCGUCGGCCAGAGUUAGACCCCCACUAUCAGUAAAUAGUUUUAUUUCUGCUCUCAGUUUUCUUCACCUUAGACCUUAUUACUCUCUCUUUUGUCCUGCGUUCAAUUAAUUUGUCUGCUUUGACUAUCUCUGGUUAAUCUUUUAUUUAGUGUGGUUUUGUGAUCAAAAUUAAUGCUGGCUUUGAAGGUAGCAUUUUCUUUUUAUUUUAGGGGCAUAUACAUUAUACAUAC
Phalaenopsis equestris is the source of this 1829-nucleotide messenger RNA. RefSeq names its product beta-glucosidase 4. Bases 166 to 1617 code for a protein of 483 amino acids. NCBI's taxonomy places the organism in Eukaryota, Viridiplantae, Streptophyta, Magnoliopsida, Asparagales, Orchidaceae. Gene Ontology annotation, biological process: cellulose catabolic process. Gene Ontology annotation, molecular function: beta-glucosidase activity. The transcript has 13 exons. The record is from RefSeq and is a predicted model, not a curated record.